GGCCCCUCUCCUCGGAUGACGGUCCCGGUUAUGGGAGGGUACGGGAGGCGGGACCAGAUCAGUGUCCGUUCCUCGGAGUUUGCGAGUCUGGGACUAGGGCUGGAGAGAUCGCCGGUGAGCAUCGUCACCACUCCAGCACGGAGCCUCGCUUGGCCGAACGCUGCGCCGUGCACUCGUCGGGAUUGCACAACAUUCCUGAGAAAUAUACCUGCUAUUUAUGGCAUGUGGCUGGUAACUUUAUUCCUGCUGUACUCUUUACAAGAAGUGAACAGUGAGGAUGUGGUCUCGACGCGGCUGUACUUUGUAAACGCCUCCCUGCAGCGGGUGACCUUCUCCAGCUCGGUCGGGGUGUCCCUGCCCUGCCCCGCGGGCGGCGCACCCCAUGCCGUCCUGCGCUGGUACCUGGCCACCGGCGACGACAUCUACGACGUGCCCCACAUCCGCCACGUGCACGCCAACGGCACCCUCCAGCUCUACCCUUUCUCGCCAUCCGCCUUCAACAGCUACAUCCAUGACAACGAAUACUUCUGCACCGCAGAGAACCAGGCCGGCAAGAUCCGCAGCCCCAGCAUCCACGUCAAAGCAGUGUUCAGGGAGCCCUAUACAGUGCGGGUGGCAGACCAGCGGUCCAUGCGGGGCAACGUGGCCGUGUUCAAGUGCCUCAUUCCCACCGCAGUGCAGGAGUACGUCAGCGUGGUGUCCUGGGAGAAAGACACCGUGUCCAUGGUGCCAGGGAACCGUUUCUUCCUGACGUCGUUCGGGGCCCUGUACAUAUCAGAGGUCCAGAAGGAAGAUGCCCUGUCCACCUACCGCUGCAUCACCAAGCACAAAUACAGUGGAGAGACUCGCCAGAGCAAUGGAGCCAGGCUGUCUGUUAUGGACCCUACGGAGUCCACCCCCUCAGUGUUGGACAGUUUCCAGUCCGGCGAGGUCCAAGUGGGACGUAAUGUGGAGCUGCCCUGCAUCGCCUCGGGCUACCCCAACCCCACCAUCCGCUGGCUGAAGGACGGGCGCCCGCUGCCCGCUGACUCCCGCUGGACGCGCCGCCUCACGGGCCUGACGGUCAGCGACCUGCGUCUGGACGACAGCGGCAACUACAUCUGCGAGGUCACCAACAGCUUCGGCUCCAAAGAGGUGACCGGUCACCUCAACGUCAUCGAGCCGUUGAGAGUGACUCUGUCUCCCAAAAACCUGAAGACGGGCAUCAGCAGCACGGUGAUCCUGUCGUGUGCUGUGCAGGGUUCUCCCCACUUCACCCUGUCCUGGUACCGCAACACAGAACCCGUCCUCCCCGACCAGCACUUCUCCAUCCAGGGGGCCCACAACGAGACCCUGUUCAUCUCCGCUGCCCAGAAGAGACAUUCGGGAGCCUACCAGUGCUUCGCCACCCGCAAGGGCCAGACCGCACAGGACUUCUCCAUCAUACUGCUGGAGGAUGGUACGCCCCGUAUCGUGUCCUCCUUCAGUGAGCGUGUGGUGGUCCCGGGGGAACCCUUCUCCCUCAUGUGCGCUGCCAAAGGUGCCCCUCCCCCCACCAUCACCUGGACUCUGGAUGACGAGGCUGUGGCCAGGGACCCGUCCCGGGUGAGGGCCAGCCAGUACACGCUGUCGGACGGCUCCACCGUGUCCCACGUCAACGUCAGCAGCCCGGAGAUCCGCGACGGAGGGGUGUAUCGCUGCGCCGCACGCAACUCGGCCGGUAGCGCCGAGUACCAAGCGCGCAUAAACGUAAGAGGGUCUCCCAGGAUCAGGGAUAUGCGUAACAUCACGGCGGUGGCUGGGAGGAACACCUUUAUAAACUGCCGCGUGAUUGGCUAUCCCUACUACUCAAUCAAGUGGUACAAGGAGGGACUUCUGCUGCCCGACAACCAUCGUCAGGUGGUGUAUGAGAACGGUACUCUGAAGCUAAGUGACGUUCAGAAGGUCUUGGACGAGGGGGCGUACCUCUGCAGCGUGCUCAUCCAACCACAGAUCUUCAUCAGCCAGACCGUCUACGUCCAGGUCAAAGUGCCCCCUCUGAUCCAACCCUUUGACUUCCCCCCCACCUCCAUUGGGAAGCUCAUGUACAUCGCCUGCGUGGUGUCAUCUGGCGACAUGCCCAUCCACAUCACCUGGCGUAAGGACGGCCAGGAGGUCGCGCCCUCGUCCGGCGUCAACAUCGAGACCAAGGAGUACAUGAGCUCGCUGCAGAUCGGCAAGGUGUCGCUCAAGCACAACGGCAACUACACCUGCAUCGCUAGCAACGACGCCGCCACCGUCAGCUCUGAGAGGCAGCUCACUGUCACAGUGCCUCCUCAGUUUGUGGUCCAGCCCAAUAACCAGGACGGGAUCUACGGCAAGGCGGGGGUCCUCAACUGCUCCGUGGACGGAUACCCGCCUCCCAAAGUCAUGUGGAAGCACGCCAAAGGUAUAGGGAACCCCCAGCAGUACCACCCAGUGCCUCUGACCGGUCGGAUCCAGAUCAUGGGGAACGGCUCCCUGCUGAUUCGUCACGUCCUGGAGGAGGACCGGGGCUACUACCUCUGUCAGGCCUCCAACGGCGUGGGCUCCGACAUCAGCAAGAGCAUGGUCCUGACGGUCAAGAUCCCGGCAAUGAUCACGUCGCACCCCAACACCACCAUGGCCAUUAAGGGCCAGAUUAAGGAGCUGAACUGCACAGCGAGGGGGGAAUGGCCUAUCAUCAUCCGUUGGGAGCGCGGUGACACGGUCAUCGACCCCGACCGUAACCCUCGCUACGCCAUCACCACCAGCCCCAACGAGAAGAGUGACGAAGUAUUGUCUACGCUGAAGCUGAAGCCAGCAGAGCGUGGUGACUCGGUCUUCUUCUCCUGCCAUGCCAUCAACUCAUAUGGAGAGGGCCGGGGCCUCAUCCAGCUCACUGUGCAAGAGCCCCCAGACCCUCCAGAGUUGGAGGUGAGGGAGGUGAAGGAUCGGAGUAUGAACCUGCGCUGGACCCAGAGAUUUGACGGCAACAGCAUCAUCACCAGCUACGACAUUGAGUACAAGAACAAGACAGAUCCAUGGGAGUUGAAGCAUGCCACCCGUAAGAUCUCUCCCACCAAUAACCAGGCCAACAUCGUGGAUCUACACCCUGCCCAAAUCUACAGCAUCCGCAUGUUCUCCUACAACAAGAUCGGACACAGUCAAGCCAGCAAGGAGCUCACCAUCAGCACAGAGGAAGCACAGCCGGAUGGUCCUCCUGUGGAGGUUUUCCUCCUGCCUAUGACCUCGCAGAGCAUCCGCGUCACCUGGAAGGCCCCCAGAAAGGAGCUUCAGAACGGGGUGAUCCGGGGCUACCAAAUCGGUUACCGUGAGAACGGGCCGGGCAGUAACGGCCAGUACAGCAUUGUGGAGAUGAAGGCCACGGGGGACAGCGAGGUGUACACCCUGGACAACCUGAAGAAGUUUGCCCAGUAUGGGGUGGUGGUCCAGGCCUUCAACAGGGCCGGCACCGGCCCCUCCAGCUCUGAGAUCAACGCUACCACACUGGAAGAUGUGCCCAGCCAGCCGCCCCAGAACGUGCGGGCCAUCUCGGUGACAUCAGACGAGGCGGUAAUCACGUGGGCAGAGCCCCCGCGUCUGACGCUGCACGGCGUGCUGAAGGGCUACCGGGUGGUCUUCUGGUCCCUCUUCCCCGACGGAGAGUGGGGAGAGAUGCAGAACAUCACGACAACCCGGGAGCAGGUGGAGCUGAGAGGGCUGGAGAAGUUCACUAACUACAGUGUGCAGGUGCUGGCCUACACCCAGGCUGGGGACGGGGUCAGGAGCAAUGUCCUGUACAUCCAGACCCGUGAGGACCACCCUGGCCCCCCGGCUGGCAUCAAAGCUGUGCCCUCUUCCACCAGCAGUGUGGUGGUUUCCUGGCUACCCCCGCACAAGCCCAAUGGAAUCAUCCGCAAGUACACCAUCUACUGCUCCAGCCCCGGAUCAGGCCAACCGGCCCCCAGUGAGUACGAGGCCAACCCCGAGCUGCUGUUCUACCGGGUCACCCACCUGAACCGCGGACAGCAGUACCUCAUCUGGGCCGCUGCCGUCACCACCGCCGGACGGGGGAACAUCAGCGACAAGGUCACUGUGGAGCCUGCUGGGAAGGCACCAGCUAAGAUCCUAUCGUUCGGAGGUACGGUGACCACUCCCUGGAUGAAGGAGGUGAGGCUAUCCUGCAGCUCAGUGGGCGAACCCACCCCCACCAUCAAAUGGACCAAAGACAGUGAGGACACAGCCAUCCCGGUAACUCUGGACGGUCAGAGGCUCAUCAUGGCCAAUGGCACACUGGUCCUGCGCUCGGUGAAAGCUGAGGAUUCUGGGUACUACACGUGCACGGCCACCAACACGCUGGGCUUUGACACCAUCAUUGUCAACCUGCUGGUGCAAGUUCCUCCGGACCAGCCCCGUCUGACUGUCUCCACCACCUCCUCCACCUCUAUCACCCUGGCCUGGAUCCCCGGGGACAACGGAGGAUCCUCCAUCAGAGGUUUCGUGCUGCAGUACUCGGUGGACAACAUAGAGGGGUGGAGGGAUGUGUUCAUCAGUUCCAGUGAGAGGUCCUUCAAGCUGGACAACCUGCGCUGUGGCACCUGGUACAAGGUCAAACUGGCCGCCAAGAACAGCGUGGGAGCCGGACGCAUCAGUGAAAUCAUCGAGGCUAAGACCCACGGACGAGAGCCCCAGUUCAAUAAGGACCAUCCGGUGUUCACCCACGUCAACUCUACCCACGCCCGGCUCAACCUGCAGGGCUGGGCGAGCGGUGGCUGCCCCAUCACGGCCGUACUGCUGGAGUUCAGACCUAAGGGGAACUGGGCGUGGCAGAACGUGCGCACCAACGCCACCGCCGACGUGUUCUUGGCUGAGCUCCGCGAGGCCACCUGGUACGAGCUGAAGAUGAAGGCGUGUAACAGCGCCGGCUGCGGGAACCAGAGCUCUCAGUUCGCCACGCUGGACUACGACGGCACAGGUACCAUCCCUCCCAUCAAGUCAGCGCGGCCCGAAGGCGACGACGUUAAGAAGCUCUUCUCCAUUGGCUGCCCCGUCAUCCUGGUCACUCUGGUCGUCGCCCUGCUCUUCAUCAUCCGCAAGAAACGCAAAGAGAAGAGACUGAAGAGACUGAGAGAUGCCAAAAGCCUGGCUGAGAUGCUGAUCAGCAGUAAGAAUAACCGGAGCUUUGACACCCCUGUGAAGGGGCCCCCCCAGGGCCCCCGACUCCACAUCGACAUCCCCAGAGUCCAGCUGCUCAUCGAGGACAAGGAAGGCAUCAAGCAGAUCGGUGAAGACAAAGCCACCAUCCCAGUGACGGACACAGAGUUCAGCCAGAACGUGAAUCCCCAGAGCUUCUGUACGGGCGUGUCUGUGCAUCACCCCGCCCUCAUCCAGAACACCGGCCCUCUGAUUGACAUGUCCGACAUCAGACCAGGGACAAACCCGGUGUCGAGGAAGAGCGUGAAGUCGACCCACAGUACGAGGAACCGCUACUCCAGCCAGUGGACCCUGACCAAGUGCCAGUCGUCCACGCCCGCCCGUACCGUCACCUCCGACUGGCGCACCGUGGGCUCCCAGCAUGGCAUCACCGUCACCGAGAGCGACAGCUACAGCGCCAGCCUCUCACAGGACACUGAUAAAGGGCGUAACAGCAUGGUGUCCACAGAGAGCGCGUCCUCCACCUAUGAGGAGCUGGCGCGGGCCUAUGAACACGCCAAGCUUGAAGAGCACCUGCAGCACGCCAAGUUUGAGAUCACUGAGUGCUUCAUCUCCGACAGUUCCUCAGACCAGAUGACCACGGGCACCAACGACAACGCCGACAGCAUGACCUCCAUGAGCACGCCGUCCGAGACGGGCCUGUGUCGCUUCACCGCCUCGCCACCCAAACCCCAGGAAUACGACCGCGGAAGACCUACCAACGUUGCCGUGCCCAUCCCCCACCGCGCCAACAAGAGCGAGUGGACUGGCAAAAGUGACUACUGUAACCUUCCCCUCUACAUGAAGACAGACCCUUUCUUCCGGAAGCAGUCGGAGCUGCGUGACCCGUGCCCGGUGGUGCCGCCCCGCGAGGCCUCCAUCCGCAGCCUGGCCCAGCGGGCGUACCACACCCAGGGCCGUCACAUGACUCUGGACUCCUCCAAGCAGCAGCAGGCUCUGACUGUGGGCCACACUGGCCUGGCCGGCCUCAGCGCCUCAGGGGGAGCAUCAGGGGGUGGUGGUGGUGUAGGAGGGGCGACUGGAGGGCCGUCUGGUGGUUCCAGCACCUCUUCCCUGCCCCAGAGGACUCUCACCAUGCCCGGCUCCUCCUCUUCCUCUGCGCAGAGCGCUGCAGCCGCUACCGACGCAGUCGCGGGAGGAGACUCUAGAGACCCUCUGCUGGAGAGCAGCUCGUCAGGCCCAGGCAGACUAGAGAGACAGAAGCAGGCGGCUGGCGGGGCCUACUCCAAAUCCUAUACACUGGUGUAGCAGGAGCCACUGGCGUGGAUGUUGGAGCCUUGGGAAGGGUUUAGGGGCCACACAGACACACGUACACACACCUGACUCCUGCACUGUCAGGCCAGAGGGGGGCCGCUCGGCAGGGGCCAGAUUGGGCUUUUUAUAGCACAGGGGUUUGUCUUCUUUCUGCCUUUUUUCUCUCUCUCUCUAUCUGUUGUUUUGCAUUACCUUCCUUGGAAAUAACUUGCUAAACUCAAUAUCAUUUUAUAUUUGUUUUUGCAAACAUUUUUCCCUAUCUCUCACUCUCCCACUAUCCCUCUCUCUCUCUCUCUUCUCUCUCUCCAAUUAUCUGUUGAGACACCUCAGAACUUAUGCACAAAAUACUUUCCACGUGCACUUGUUUUUUUGUGUUUUUUUUUAAAAUUCAGAACGGUAAACGAUAAACCGAGAUGCAGUUUCACAUAAACCUGUCUAGAUGUUUUAGGCCGUUUCACCUGUUUCUUUUCGCGUCUCUGAACGGAAAGUUCAGAGUUCAUACAAAAGCAGCGCGUUGCCACGGAAAGUGUUUAUGCAUAAACCAACAACCUCGGUUGUCUGUCCUCUGGCCCUCCAAGAGCCAUCCUGGUACGGACUCACACAAACAGGCAACAGACUGUCGUUUCCACGACGAUGUUGGAGGAGCCUUGGGGAAUUUUUCUCAUGCAAUUCGUGACACUGUAUAGAGUGUUACUGACUAUUUUAUAGGACAACAGGAAACAGAGCGGGGGGGGGGGGGGGGGGGGGGGGGGGGGACAGGAAUCGUCUUCAUACGAAAGAUGAAUCAGAACUGUAUUUUUUUUUUAAAUGUUUGCUUUUCUCUUUUGGGAAUAUAUAAACUCAUGUGCAUUAAAAGAGGUUAGAAUGGAUUUCACAGAACCGUCACGAGCCUGCGUGUGUGCGUGUAUAUGUGUAAAUAUAUAUGUAUACAUGUGGCUGGCACACACCUGCUGUGGACCUUUUUAAUCAAUCUGUAUGCUGACUCCUUGGCGGAGGCCUGUGUUAAAAAUACUCCUGUCCAUUUGUUACUUGUGACAGUGGUUUGGGGACGAUGACGUCACACUGUAUGACAUCACAUGUCGGUCUCUCCCUUCUGGACUUUGGUUGGCCCGGUGUGAUUGACACUGGCAGCGUCGCCUUGGAGAUGACGGGGAAGAUGGACAGAGCGAGGGAGUUGAUUUGCCGUUCAUUAGAGGCGCAGGGGUGAAAUGACCACCCCUCCUCUUGGCCCCUCUCUGUCAUUCUCUCCAGUCCCCUGAAGCAGGAAGAAAACCCUUUGUUCUAUUGAUCAUGUGCGGGUUGGUGCCACACACCCCUUUCCUCCAUACAGCCCCCCCCCCCCCCCUCUGUCUACCCAAACACUUCCAACCCACCACACCCCCAUUCCUCCAUACCUCCCUCCCCCUGUCUACCCAAACACUUCCAACCCACCACACCCCCAUUCCUCCAUACCUCCCCCCCUGUCUACCCAAACACUUCCAACCCACCACCCCCCCACCCCCCCCGUCCACACAGUCUCACUGUGACCUUCUAGCACACUCUGCUAGACAGGCAGACGUUUAAUGACAGUAGUUUGGACUGACUGACAAAUGGACUGCAGGCCAACAGACGGACAGACCAGCCUGGCAAAAGAUGAACUCGACAGAAAGAUGGAUAAACAGAUUACAGAUUGAAACACAGGAGAAUAUAGAAACGCGAUAAUGCAGCGAACAGCGUUGGUUUGCAAGGAGAGAUGGAGAGAUAAGGAAGACAAAACAUCUGUGUACGUGUUCAGGGAAGGAUGAAAGAGGUGGCAGGUGGACAUGAGUUGGUCUUAUGAAAUGAAGUGGCCUCAAGAAUAAAUCUGUCAUCCAAGGCCCCCCCCAUCCCAGGAAAAUGUAAUGAUUGCCGGUUUCAGUUGGCGUUUCUUUUUUUCUUUAUUUUCUUUAUUCUAAACCCAAAGCUUAGCCCCAUGACCCCCCCCCCCCCCCCCCCCCCUCCCCCCACCACAAAAAAAAAUAAAAUAAAACUGAUUGCUCCCAAUGUUUGCAAUGGAAAAUGUCACAUCAGGGCUCUCGCAAUAUAAAAAUGAAAAAAUAUAUCAUAUUUGUUGUAAAAGAUAUGUACAUAUAUAUUUAUAUCUAAAUAUAUCCCAAAAUAUAUAACUGUUAAAUAAAACAGAGAGAGAUAUAAAGUCAUCGUAAUUGAAAAUAUAUGAAAAUAUAACUCAUGAGACAAUCGCUCAGUGGACGACGCCGCGGGUUAAGAGGAAGAGUGGAGGGAGAGGAGGACGGGAAACGGCUAGCACAACCAAGAAAGACAAAGAGAGAUGAAAAUGAGCGUUAUAGCUACGGUAUCUGAGGCCGAGUUUGCGGACGUGAACAUUGAGGCCAUGGCCUCGCGGUCGUUGGCCCCUCUGUCAGGUACGUCGGUAGCUACAGUGCAGGAACAGAACUACACUAAACAUGCCAGUCAGGAUGUAAACCUAAGUAUCUACUGUAAGGAGUUAAGGCCCAGUGAUGGGGAAUACCUUAGCCAGUGAGGCUGGCUGCAAACUAAUGCAGUCUAUUUGCAUUUUGUAAAGCUUGUGUCAGAAUGGCUUGUGUGUCAGUGAACCCCAUGGCAGCCCGUGUGGUUCAUGUGUUUUAAUAACGUCAGACCUGUAGUCGAUUUGGUUUGGAGUUGCCUCUGGUGGAGAGUAGACGACACUGCGGGUAGCUUUGGGGUCAGAGUGGCUUUUGUGGUCAGUGAGGUUAAAGUGCAUUCCUUGUGGUCAGCAAGACCCUCUUUUAAGUGUACCUGUAGAAAGGGGGAGGGACCUACAGAUAAAAGAAAGAUUUCAGGGAACCUUUAACCAUUUAUAAGCACUAGUUAGUGAGCGGUACGGUAGCUUCAGCACUGAGUCACAAGCUAAGGCAACAUCCGUGUAGAGUUCAGUUUAGAGCCUAACCCUGGCACAACUAACCCUGGCACAACUAACCCUGGCACGUGGGGAUUCAGGUAACAGUGGUGGGCCGUGCCACAGUGCCAGCCCACAUUCUUAUUGUGACCGUCCCCAAAUCUACGGCCCUACUUCAGGUGUUAAGAGAGUGCAAAUGGUAGACACAAAUGUAACCUGUUGUAUUGUACCUUCCCAAGGUGUGUUCUGUUGACAGCCUCCAUGACGUCUCAUGACUGAACUUAAAUGAAGACAGCACAUAGUGACCUCUGUGUCUUACCGUUGUCAUUAUGUCCGUGCACAGCACUCUUAUUCCGGACAUACAUACAACUGUUAUAACUGCUCGUAACUGACAACACUCACGCUCCUCCCCGCCUGUUGCAGACAGUGAACAGGACAGGAGAGAGUCCGCUAGAACCUUUCCUUUCCGUUGAUAUUAGUAUGGUACCGUUUGUUUUGUUUUGGCGUCCUUGGUUAUGCAAUUCUUUUGAAACGGUUUGCUUUGAGACGACACGGGGGUGCCACGUGAAGGGGCAGGCCUGUUCAGCCAAUUGAAAUCAGGGACUCCCCUAGAUCCAACCAAUCCCAGGAAAAGCCGUGUGCAUAUUGGAUGGGGUCAGGGAUCAAACUCCCCACCCUACCCUGACCUUUACCCCACCUAUUUGACCAAUCAGACUCUCAGUUACACCUGGUAAUAGCGUGCCCUGUGAUCAGAUUUGACCCACAAUGUCUACUCCAGACCAAUUUGAUUGGGUGUGACCGGAUGUGACCACAGAUCCAUUGCCAGGGCACAUGUUAAUAUCAGGUCUCAAGGGGGUCUCAGAUUCCCCCCUACCGGCACCUCCUGCCCCAACAGCAUUGCUACCCCACUAUUAAAGACUCUUGUACAUAGCAAAGUGUUUUGUAUAAAUAAGUACUGUUUUCAACAUCUCCAAAUGAAACCAGGGCAACAAUGUAAACUUUGAUUCAAGUUAUAACUUUAAACAGGAGAGGGUUAAAGAAAACUAUAGAAUUAUAGUGACACUGCUUUAGAAUUAGAUUUUUGAAUGGGGCAACAACAAACGAAAUCCAGAAUUGCUUUCACAAUUGGUUCCUCUUUUUCAAGACGUUUUGCUUAAAAUAUUGAUUUUCUUUCUUGUUCACUUUUUUUUUUUUUUUUUUUCUGUUGAGGAAAAACGGCAUUGCAUGCUCUGAAUUAUUUGUUGGUAUAAAAAUAAAGAUGGAGAAACACAUUUAUGAAAAAGGGGUGAGGGGAAAAGCGUUUUAAAAAAUACUGAGAGAGUUCUUAAAGUUUUAUGGAAAAUUUGCUUCAAUUUGCAAUUGCUUGUUUAACUCUACCGUUUUUUUUUCUUUUCUAUGAAAACAAACAAAACCAGAAAAAGAGUACUCCAACACCUUGUGCAAUAAAGCUAUCUUUCUAUGAGU
This is a messenger RNA of Oncorhynchus mykiss (rainbow trout), 10789 nucleotides long. Its product is annotated as cell adhesion molecule DSCAML1. Gene Ontology annotation, molecular function: cell-cell adhesion mediator activity. Gene Ontology annotation, biological process: dendrite self-avoidance; axon guidance; homophilic cell-cell adhesion. NCBI's taxonomy places the organism in Eukaryota, Metazoa, Chordata, Actinopteri, Salmoniformes, Salmonidae. The record is from RefSeq and is a predicted model, not a curated record. Gene Ontology annotation, cellular component: axon; plasma membrane.